Sturnus vulgaris (Common starling) is the source of this 1597-nucleotide messenger RNA. The record is from RefSeq and is a predicted model, not a curated record. NCBI's taxonomy places the organism in Eukaryota, Metazoa, Chordata, Aves, Passeriformes, Sturnidae.
CGUCCAGCCUCCAGCAUGAGCACCACUGUCAGGCAAUUCUCCUCCUCCACCUCCCUCAAGGGGUUCGGGAGCCUGGGGGGAGGCUCCAGCAGGCUCUCCUCCGUGCGUGUUGGGGGAGGAGGCUACAGGGCCCCCAGCGUGCACGGGGGCUCUGGCAGCUACUCCGUCUCUUCCCGCAUGGUGUCGGGGCUCGGCAGUGGCUUUGGGGGCAGCUACUGCAGCAGCGCAGGAGGGGCCCUCGGCGGGGGCUUCGGGGGCAGCUAUGGGGCCGGCUUUGGGGCCGGCUUUGGAGGAGGCUUUGGAGGAGGUUUUGGAGGAGGCGAUGGCAUCCUGCCCGCGGGGGAGAAGGAGACCAUGCAGAACCUCAACGACCGCCUGGCCACCUACCUGGACAAGGUGCGAGCCCUGGAGGAGGCCAACACCGACCUGGAGGUGAAGAUCAGGGAGUGGUACAAGAAGCAGGCGCCUGGUCCUGACCGUGACUACAGCCCCUACUACAGGACUAUCGAGGAGCUCAGGAACAAGAUUCUUUCUGCAACUGUUGAAAAUGCCAACAUCGUCCUGCAGAUUGACAAUGCCAGGCUGGCAGCAGAUGACUUCCGAACCAAGUUUGAGUCGGAGCAGGCUCUGCGCAUGAGUGUGGAGGCCGACAUCAACGGCCUGCGCCGGGUCCUGGAUGAGCUGACCCUGUCCAGAGCCGACCUGGAGAUGCAGAUUGAGAACCUGAAGGAGGAGCUGGCUUAUCUGAAGAAGAACCACGAGGAGGAAAUGACUGCCCUGCGUGGUCAGGUGGGUGGGGAGAUCAGCGUGGAGAUGGACGCUGCUCCUGGCAUCGACCUCACCAAGAUCCUGGCGGAGAUGCGGGAGCAGUACGAGAGCCUGGCCGAGAAGAACCGCAGGGACGCCGAGCAGUGGUUCUUCAGCAAGACGGAAGAGCUGAACCGGGAGGUGGCCAUCAACACGGAGCAGCUGCAGAGCGGCAAGACGGAGAUCACGGAGCUGCGGCGCACGAUCCAGAGCCUGGAGAUCGACCUGCAGUCACAGCUCAGCACGAAAGCAGCUCUGGAGGGCACCCUGGCCGACACCGAGGCGCGCUACGGCACCCAGCUGGCCCAGCUGCAGAUGCUGAUCACCGGCGUGGAGGAGCAGCUGGCCGAGCUGCGCUGUGACAUGGAGCGCCAGAACCACGAGUACAGAGCCCUGCUGGACGUCAAGAGCCGCCUGGAGCAGGAGAUCGCCACGUACCGCCGGCUGCUGGAGGGCGAGGACGCUCACAUCUCCUCCCAGUACUCCUCCGCCAUGUCCUCACACUCUGGCAGAGAUGUCAUGACAUCAUCCCGCCAGGUGCGCACGAUCGUGGAGGAGGUGCAGGACGGGAAGGUGGUCUCCUCCCGCGAGCAGGUCGCACUCACCACUCGCUAGGACAGCCCCUGGCUCAGGGGAGCAGUGAACUGAGCCAAGAAGUGCCCGAGGCCAUGCAUGGUCGGGUUGUGUCCCAGAACGCUCCCUUCACCUGCUCCUCCUGCCUGUGUUGCCCUCAUUCCAUGCGGGUGUCUGUGGACACAUUUAAUAAAGCUUUUUCUCCUCGCUCGUGCAA